UGGGUUGUUUUGGAUUCGGUGGUAGCACGUGGAGGCAAGAGGAGCCCUCAUUUCAAGCAACUUCGGAUAUUUUCGUUACUUUACCGACAACGCAGCCACCUCCAAGUUGAGAGAUGUCAGCGGCAGGUCAGACGAGCGGGAGCCGCGAUAUACCGCCCGUGAGGCGGGUCGCCGUCCUGGAGGCUGUCCACAUGCCCCACGAAUACUCCACGACCCCCGGAGGGACCGUGUUCAGCACCACGCCUGGAGGAACUCGAAUCAUCUAUGACAGGAAGUUCUUACUUCAGUGUCGCACCUCUCCUCUGGCUCGCACGCCUCCGAAGCUCCCUGACAUCCCGGGAGUCACCAGGCCACUCAAACGGGAAUCGUCCACAGAGUCCAACCAGCCGGGAGCGAGUGAGGGCGGUCACCCUAAGCGCAGCCAACACACAGAGGGUGCAGGAGAAGAUGCCCAGUUUGACAUGGACAUUUGAAGAGGAUUAGAACAAUUCCCAGCAUCUUCACGGUAGUUGUGUUGUUAGGGUAGAUAUUUAAAGUUCAAUUAAAAUAAUUAUGCUGUGGAUUAUAAAAUUGGGUUCCUUAGGGGGAAAUUGUAUUUUACUGGAAUUAUUCAUGUGACUCAAAUAGUUGCAUUCGUUGAUUGGAUACGUUGUGGCAUUUUGGUUGUUGGUAAAAUCGGUUUUAUCUUAAUGUAAUAUUUUUUUGUAAUUCAACAGGAUUUAUAAUUUUCAGGGGGAAUAUUACUUUAUGGUGUGUUGUGGGUUGUGAUUGUUAUGGGUCAUGUUCAUAUAAUUUGAUUAAUAAUGGGAAAUACACUUGUAAAAAGAAAAUAUAAUUUUUAUUUUUUAUUUUUUUUAUUUUUUAUUAUUAUUUUUUUUAAUGCUGCCUUGGUUUUUGUGUGUAAAUAAAUGUAUUUCAUGCCAAAACGGCCACGCUUGAAGUCAUUGAUGAUUCAAUAAUUUACGCCAUAAGAGUAACGUAGUAUAGACAAUCAAGAAAUAAAUACACUUGUUUCAUGGCAGUCCUAUGCAAAUGUAAUCUGAACAACAAGAUUUCUUAAACUUGCAUGGGAAAAUAAACAAUGACAACGAUUUAAAUUGUGUUUAAAAUGUGUUUCCCUUCAAACGCUGCAUGUUGAAGUUCAUAGAAGGAACUCUUAAAUUUAGACACUAAGAUGCAUUUUUGUGACUUAUCUUGGAAAAGGCACAUUAAGCAAUAGGGGGGAAAUCCUGUAUAUACAAAAAUAUAAUUAGCAUCUUCAGAAAUUGUGAAAUUUCAUUUGGGACACAUAACGGUUUGGAAUUAACAGUGAAAAAUAUUACUUGUGGUGGCACGGUGACCGACUGGUUAGAGCGUCAGCCUCACAGUUCUGAGGACCCGGGUUCAAUCCCCGGCCCCGACUGUGUGGAGUUUGCAUGUUCUCCCCGUGCCUGCGUGGGUUUUCUCCGGGCACUUCGGUUUCCUCCCACAUCCCAAAAACAUGCUUAAAUUGGAGACUCCAAAUUGCCCAUAGGUGUGACUGUGAGUGCGAAUGGUUGUUUGUUUGUAUGUGCCCGCCGAUUGGCUGACAACCAGUUCAGGCUGUACCCCGCCUCCUGCCCGAUGACAGCUGGGAUAGUGGCCCGAGUGAGGAGAAGCGGCUCAGAAAAUGGAUGGAUGGAUGGAAUAUUACUUGUGAAAAAUUUGUUUCUUAGAAACAAUUGCCUUUUCAGUGCCUAGAAUUCAAAUACUCAUAUCAGUAAAAUAGAUUUUUCAAAAUGAAAUUCUGUGGAAUAUGUCUUUUCCGUUAUUAAUCAAAUAAUAUGAAAAUGACCCAUAUACAUAUUAUACUGUUACUUCACUACCUUUGCUUUUUUUUAAAUGUUUUAUUAUUAUUUAUUUUUUUUUGCAUGAUAAAAUUAAUAGUGUAUUUUUUUUGUUUAUUAUACAGCAGUAUACACUGGAUGAAGUUUAUCCAGUUGCAAGAAAAAGUACUUGAACCCUUUGGAAUUACUUGGAUU
Messenger RNA from Phycodurus eques (leafy seadragon), 2000 nucleotides. Its product is annotated as eukaryotic translation initiation factor 4E-binding protein 1-like. The record is from RefSeq and is a predicted model, not a curated record. Gene Ontology annotation, molecular function: eukaryotic initiation factor 4E binding. The coding region runs from base 114 to 473 and encodes 119 amino acids. Gene Ontology annotation, cellular component: cytoplasm. The transcript is spliced from 3 exons. NCBI's taxonomy places the organism in Eukaryota, Metazoa, Chordata, Actinopteri, Syngnathiformes, Syngnathidae. Gene Ontology annotation, biological process: negative regulation of translational initiation.